AUGGAGAUCAGGCUGUGGGAUUCCAGAGACUGGGAAUACCAAGCCAAAGUGGGGGUGUGUGCUCGCAAGAGGCCGGGGUCCGGGGUCCGGGCGGCGGGGACCGGAGGCUGGGCUGGGCGGAGUCUGUCCUCGGAGCCCAGCCGGGACCAAUCGCGCCGACAGAGGGGCGGGGCGCCAUCACGUCAGCCCGCGGCCGCCGCGGGGCCUGCUGAUCGCCGGCUCCGCGCCGCCCGGAGUCGCCCAGGCCUCCCCUCCUGCCCGGUCCCCGGCUGCCCGCCCCGGGCCCGCGAGGACGCCGAGGCCGCCCCCGGGGGUGGGGAGCGGAGCGGCGGGUCAGCUCUGCGAACGCCGCGCCCGCCGGCCGGCCCCGCCCCCGCCCCCGCCCCCGCCCCGGGCCCCGGCCCAGCCCCGGUCCAGCCCCGGUCCCGGCCCCAGGUCUCAGCAUCCCGCCCCGGGCCCAGGCCCCCUGCCCCGGCCCCUUCCCCGGCCCGCUUCCCAAAUAGGUGCCAGUCCCCGCCCGGACACCAGCGAAUGCCCAGAUCCAAGUCCCAUCCUAGGCCCCCCCUCCAGCCUCGGACCCAGGCCCUGGCCGGGCCCCCAUCCCCUCCUCUGCCCUGGUUCCAGCUCCUGUCACCAAUGCCAGCCCCACCCCGGUCCCAAUCCCAGCCCCAGUGUUUGCUUAAGCCCAGGGCCCAAACCCUGCCCUUAUUACUCCAGUCCCCAUCACAGUGUCUCCUUCUAUCCCACCCGCUGCCCCCUUUCAAGCUCCCGUGCCCAGCCCGGCCCAGCCCAUUCUCUCAGCCUUUGCCCGCUUCUCUGUGUGUACCCACCUCUCUCCCACCACCUACCCCUCUCCCUCACCCCCGGCCCCGCUCCCAGCCCCAGCUCAGGUCCGGGCUCCAGCUGCCACCAGCCCUGUUGCUGCUGUUGCUGUUUUCUGUCCUUGGCCCAGGGGCUGGUAAUAAGUGCACCUGGUACAACAUUCGAAAGGUACAAAAGGCAGUGAAAAGGAGAAGGUCGCUGAAUCUCUGCACCUCCCCUGGUCGCCACUGAAUGCUCCUCUUACAAUAAGGAGGGGUAUUGGACUUACACAGUGUAAGGCAGGAGCACACCUUAACCAUUGCGGUAUGUCCACUGAUCCUUCAGUUAAGCCACUAACAAGCAAUAAAUGGAGCAGUUUUUCUUCCCCUAAACUGUCCCACAAGGAAACGGGCCACCUUCGAUCAUGGGCGCCUGCCUGUGGGGAUCAUUCACCACAAGAUUGCUGUGGGUGAUUCCUGUCAUGGGACAUGGUGUUGAUAAAAUCACUUGUGCUAGUAGUUCUGGUCCUUAAGGUUUGAUACCAAAGAUGAGGGACAUUUGCUUUGGAUAGCAGAGAUUGCAGUCCCUGAGAAAUGAGGGAUUUAGGAACUCCCUGAAGGCAUACUCCUUUUUUUUUUUUUUUUUUUUUUUUUUUAGGUAUGCUAUUUUUUAUCUUCAUUCUUUAACUCAGCAGAUAUUUUUUUUUAGCAUCUAGUGUGUGCCAGGUGGUGUGGGAGGCAUUGGGGUUGCAGUGAUGUUUUUUGCAUCAUUCCAGGUGGAGGGUAAUGGGGUUUCUGGCCUUGCAUCCUUCAGGGCCUCCUUCCAGCUUUGCUGGAACUCUGUGCCUUGGCUGGCUUGUCCCAUGGUGUGGAACUCAGGGGCAUGUCAGAGCCCGGGGCUUCUGUCCCAGAACAAGAUUUAGAGCUAUGUCUCGGUCAGAAUAAACAUGUACGUGAACAGCGGCCUCUACUUUAUUGGGGCGCACAAGGUCCUCUACUCUCAGAAGGCCAGAGAGCCCUAUUCAGGAGGCACCUCCUCCCCUGAACCGCUCCAGUGGCAGGGCUUAGAUAGCUGCAAACGCGGCGGAGAAGGGACUGGAGUAAACGGGACUGUGUUCGGCCGAAGAGUGCUGAAGCUGGGUGGGUCAGGGGUGGUGUCAGCUGAGGAGAGAAGGGCUGGGGGUCUGAUCCAGAAGAGCAGGGAGAUGUGGCUGUUCUCUAGCCUGAGCGGAAGAAGCAGAUGCACCUUGAGACGAAGCAGUGGGAGGGGAGACAGAAGGCUUCAUGAACGUCAGAGCUGCCCUCAGCUGUGUUGAUUCAUUUCUCCCACUGAUUCUAGCAAACUCAUCCUCGAGGUGUACACUUCCUAUUAGGCUCUGUGUCUGGGGAAACAAAAAUAAGAUCAGGUUUCUAUUCUCAAGUUGCCUGGAGCUAAAGAGUGGCCCUUCCCUGGGGGUAUUAAAGCAGAGCAUGGACAAGUACUUGGAAAGGGCAGGCGGGGGGGGGGGGGGGGGGGG
Pipistrellus kuhlii (Kuhl's pipistrelle) is the source of this 2317-nucleotide messenger RNA. RefSeq names its product vegetative cell wall protein gp1-like. Bases 1 to 1053 code for a protein of 350 amino acids. The transcript is spliced from 4 exons. NCBI's taxonomy places the organism in Eukaryota, Metazoa, Chordata, Mammalia, Chiroptera, Vespertilionidae. The record is from RefSeq and is a predicted model, not a curated record.